CCACAGGUGAGGCUUUGAAGAACACACAUGGGCGACGGUGACCAGAUGAGAACCCCGGAAGAUGACAUUGGUGUCGGUUCGGAGGCUUGGGGAAGAAGGGAAAGCCAAGCCUGGGAGGGAGGAGGUCGGGAAGGCCAUAGCAGCCGCCCACCCCAAGAAGUCACAUGCGACUGGCCACCACAGGGGUACGAGUCCGAUGUCAUUCGAGUAAUAAAAGAAGAGGGAAUGGAUGGAGGAGCAGGACGCGAUGGUGAGAAAGGAGCCAUGGUUGUGGAGGAAAAAGUGGUGGUGGAAUACGAGAGGAGGCGGUUGACCUUUCGAACUCUCUUGGAGGAGGACGAAUUGGCACCCUUGUUUGAUGGCGCGUAUUGGCCUGCCACUUGA
Messenger RNA from Nannochloropsis gaditana CCMP526, 384 nucleotides. RefSeq lists its product as uncharacterized. The transcript is spliced from 3 exons. Bases 28 to 384 code for a protein of 118 amino acids. The record is from RefSeq and is a predicted model, not a curated record.